AUGGAGCUUGUCAAUAGUGUUGGGGAAACGCUGAUUGUGAAACGACCGUUCUAUCGGGUGUCUGAAGAGGCGUAUGAUUAUUUGAUUAAGUUGUUGCGCCGCUUUGUCUCUGAAGAUGAGCUACCGGAGCUUACCGUUGCGAGCAUAUCGACGUUCCUUGAUCAAAUGGACAACGAUGGCCGUCCGCAGAGCUCAUCUGAUAACCGCGGGAGAGAGGCAGAGCCCAGCGAUGCAGGCUCUGUAUUGCAACCGCGCGAAGAUCCGCCUGAGAUGAUCGAGCCAGCAGAGCAUUCGCUGUUCCAAGAAGAGCUGGGAUGCAUGAUGCUCGAUUCAUCGGGGAAAUACCGAUACCUCGGCGCCAAUUCCGCCAUGCGAUGGCAUCACGCGGUACGCAUGGCCAUUGAUCAAGCCGUACCAUCAGACUCUCGUGUCGUCGUACCUCUGAAAACCGGCUUGCUGCCACCAACUACACCCGAGAGCGUCACAAGUCAAUCCCGAGCUGAGCACUAUCUGCCUUCUUACCGGCUCUCGAUGGAAUAUACAAGCCGAUUCUUCGCGCAGGCGCAUUCAAUGCAUUGUUUCUAUUCACCGGAACAGUUUUACGCGUUGCUGGAUCACACGCUGGAACAUAAGGGGAGGAAUGCAAGUCCUUCAUGGCUAUGUUCGCUAUACUCGAUUUUCGCAAUUGGGUCAAUACGGCCUACUGACGCUUUGAGAAGUACUGGAAAGGGCUUUCUGGAUGAUGCCAUGGGUCCUUCGGGGUAUCUCGCAUUGGCGAAGGAAUUGGUCCCCCGAGCAGCAGAUGAUGCUGAUAUUGAGAGUGUGCGGGCAUUCGCAUUAUUAAGCCUGGCAAUGCAUUCGAACUGUUACAGUCUCGGGGCAUAUCUCUAUCUCGGGACAGCGGCUCGAAUCGGAUUCUCUCUCGGUCUGCAUCGCGAUAUAUUCCCAAAGUCUCUCUCGACCGUCGAUCGUGAGCGAUACAGACGAAUCUGGUGGACUGUGUACAUCCUCGACCAUGAAACGGCGAAUCGGUUCGGCUAUCCGUGUGCCAUUGCCGAUAACCUGGGCUUCAUGAAUACAAGUCCAGCCUCGGAACAGAUUCUGGAUCCUUCUCCUAAUAUGCCGCAGGGCUUCCAGACACUUGCUGUCAGUCUAGUACAGUUACACAAAAGGGUCAAUUUGGAAAGUUUCUUGGAGCCAUGUCAUGGUGGUGGCCGGUUACCGAUCAACCUUGUGACACAGAGUAUAACAACACUCAAGAGAUGGUUGGAAAAUGUGCCUUUCCAUCUACGCUGGGACUGCCCUGUUCCACCACAACACUUCCGAUCCAUUGCAGUCCUCCAUCUACGAUACUGGUCCUCGGUAUUAUCAAUAUCCCGUCCAUUCUUGUUACUAUCUGUGACGAAGUCCGGAGAGAUCGAUUCCGCCAUGAGAAUCAAAUGCUACGAUAAACUCAGCAACGCCUGCAUCGAAGCAGCAGAAAUGUCAAUCCGGAUUCUACAACGCAUGAAGGAGAUGAGCGUAUUAUCCAGCUUGACAUUGAACGACGCCCAUUGUGCAGGAGAAGCGAUGUGGAUUCUUAUACUUGCUCUUCGGAAGGCGCAGAGUGCAAAACAUCAGGAUAUGCUGCGCACCUGUCUCAGUGUUCUGGAUAGUAUGGAGAGAGUCGGCUGGGUUGAACGGAUCGUGCCUGAUAUCGAGGCGCGGAUAUACGAGAGUGGCGUGCUGGAUUUGGAGCCGGUCGGCAAUCAAGAGCUGAAUAUGCCGUCGGAUGGACCCGGGAGUUCGGAGAAUGCAGAGUUUGAUUUCGAUGUUUCCCAGUGGGAUGUGUUCCAGACGCACAGUCUUGACUCUUUUGCUGAGCUUAUGAACACGUUCCCUGAUGCGCCUUUUGCGGCGGGGAUGGAGCAUUUGUUUUGA
Penicillium paradoxum is the source of this 1920-nucleotide messenger RNA. Its product is annotated as fungal specific transcription factor domain-containing protein. Gene Ontology annotation, cellular component: nucleus. The transcript has 5 exons. The coding region runs from base 1 to 1920 and encodes 639 amino acids. The record is from RefSeq and is a predicted model, not a curated record. Gene Ontology annotation, molecular function: DNA-binding transcription factor activity, RNA polymerase II-specific; zinc ion binding; RNA polymerase II cis-regulatory region sequence-specific DNA binding. Lineage: Eukaryota; Fungi; Ascomycota; Eurotiomycetes; Eurotiales; Aspergillaceae. Gene Ontology annotation, biological process: positive regulation of transcription from RNA polymerase II promoter by galactose; DNA-templated transcription.